Molecule: messenger RNA, 747 nt
Organism: Penicillium verrucosum
Lineage: Eukaryota; Fungi; Ascomycota; Eurotiomycetes; Eurotiales; Aspergillaceae
Exons: 2
Coding region: 1-747 (248 amino acids)
Source: RefSeq, a predicted model, not a curated record
AUGGGUCCCCCGGGCCUUCUUCGCGUCCACACGAUGGUUCCCCGGGACCUUCUUCACGUCCACAAUAUUGGCCCCCUGGGCCCUCUUCACGCCCACACGAUGGGUCCCCCGGGCCUUCUUCGCGUCCACACGAUGGUUCCCCGGGACCUUCUUCACGUCCACAAUAUUGGCCCCCUAGGCCCUCUUCACGCCCACACGAUGGGUCCCCCGGGCCUUCUUCUCGUCCACACGACGGGUCCCCCGGGCCCUCUUCACGUCCACACGACGGCCAUCGAGAGACCAAGUAAGUUUCAACCAAGCGUGUACAAGGGCACAACGGGACAGUAUUUCGCCGAGCCCGCCGCUGACCGAUUCGACUACUACUGGGUGACAGUAUGGUUCCGCAAAAACAUCGAUCACCGCGGCAUUUCCGAUUCAACGAUCAUGAUGUGGGUAAAGACUAGAAUUGAAAAGGGCGACUUCACUAUAGAAGAUCAGGCAAUGCAUGGUCUAGGGAGAAAGUGUAUCUCGAUCCCUAUCCAGCGCGAUCUGAGUACCACUAUUCCCAAGUCGUAUACGCCUGAUCAUACGCAUCCCGAUCUUCUUCUUGCUAGAAGUCUUGCAGAGUAUUGGUAUGAUCAGAUCAUGGCUAAGAAGGUUACGCUGGAUCAACAGAUGAUUUUUGUUGAUACUCGUCGUAAGACGGUGAGACUAGCUGAUAUGUUGGAUGUGGGGGAAGUGCUGAUGGAUCCCUGGAAUAUUUUGUAG